Molecule: messenger RNA, 1536 nt
Organism: Klebsormidium nitens
Lineage: Eukaryota; Viridiplantae; Streptophyta; Klebsormidiophyceae; Klebsormidiales; Klebsormidiaceae
Source: the annotation of a GenBank genome assembly
GUUGAAACUUUGGAAGGAGGGGAAGACGAAGCCUGGGCGGCCAGCCAUGGUGGCGCAACGUUGCCUGCGGCCUGCCCCGGUGUUUGACGAGCCGGCGCUGCGGCGAGCCUUUGAGGCAGCCGGCGUCAAGGAGGUGCACCUCGGCGCGGUGUGGCAGCAUGUCAUCAGCAGUGCCGGUGCGGGCAGGCCGGAGGACGCGCCCGGGCUGCCGGGCAGUGCGAGGGAGGUCCUGCAGCGCCACUUUGCGGCGGUGACGAGUAGCGUGCAGGAGGUCAAGACGUCAGCUGAUGGCAGCACCAGCAAGCUGCUGAUCAGGCUGCAGGAUGGCCUGCAGGUGGAGGCGGUCAUCAUGCGCUACGACGCCUCUGCUGGGCGCUAUGCUGGGGGCCCACGCCCGGGGGGCCCUCGCGCCACGCUGUGUGUGUCCAGCCAGGUCGGCUGCAAGAUGGGGUGCACUUUCUGCGCCACCGGCACAAUGGGCCUCCUCGGCGACCUAGCGGCAGGAGAGAUUGUGGAGCAGCUGUUCCACGCCUCCCAGAUUUGCCCCAUUCGCAACGUCGUCUUCAUGGGCAUGGGGGAGCCCCUCAACAACUACUCUGCUGUUGUGGCGGCGGUGCGCACCCUGACCGCCCCGCGCGCCUUUGGCCUGUCCCCCUCCCACGUCACUGUCAGCACGGUGGGCGUCAUCCCGCGCAUGCUGACCCUCCCCGCCGACCUCCCUGGGGUGCGCCUCGCCCUCUCGCUGCACGCCCCCACCCAGGCCCUUCGCGCCACCCUCGUCCCUGCCGCGCGCGCGUAUCCCCUCGACCGCCUCAUGGCCGCCCUUGAUGCCUACCAAGCAGCCAGCGGGGGCGGCGUGCUGGUGGAGUACGUCAUGCUGGACGGCGUCAACGACAGGGAGGAGGACGCGGCCGCGUUGGGCGCGCUGCUGCGUGGGCGUGACGUGUUUGUGAAUCUCAUUCCGUACAAUCCAGCUGCCGCGGCUGACACGUACCGGCCGAGCAGCGCGCUCUCGCUGGGGUACUUCCAGCAUGUGCUGCGGGACGGGCACGGCCUGCACGCAACAGUGCGGCAGGAGAUGGGGCAAGAUAUUGCGGGGGCGUGCGGGCAGCUGGCCGCGCAGGCCGCAGGGCCGCAACGGACGCCAGACAUUGAAGAUAUCGCAUCCCCGUAAAUGCAAUCACAUGCAUGGGCGGGCCUGCACACAGUGUGCCCAUGGUGCUUGAUGCCGCAUGCACGUGAAGAUACUCAAUGUUCAGUGGCUCCGGGACCUGCCAUUGCAGCCAGUUAACCGUCAUGGUAUGAUUGUGUAGCACAGCGGGCAGCCAAGCCUGCCGGUUCAUGCAGUGUUUGCAUCGACCCUUGACUGAGUUGUCCGGACUGCUAGCUGCUUUGUUGCAGCAUACCCGCCACGUUCCACGCAUGAUGGAGCACGUGUACAUGGCAAUUGCCGGAACAAAGAGCUGACGAUUGAGUCCAUUAUCUAGAGUCUAGACUCAUUCCGAGAGACUCCAAACCGUGUGAUGUAUCCGCAGC